This is a messenger RNA of Impatiens glandulifera, 1928 nucleotides long. RefSeq names its product CBL-interacting serine/threonine-protein kinase 9-like. The record is from RefSeq and is a predicted model, not a curated record. NCBI's taxonomy places the organism in Eukaryota, Viridiplantae, Streptophyta, Magnoliopsida, Ericales, Balsaminaceae. Gene Ontology annotation, molecular function: protein kinase activity; ATP binding. The transcript has 15 exons. Bases 253 to 1590 code for a protein of 445 amino acids. Gene Ontology annotation, biological process: signal transduction; protein phosphorylation.
CACCUUACUCCCUCCCAUUUUCGUACCGUACACAUCCCUGCAAAUAAAUCAAACAAUCAUUCACAAGAACACGAAAUCCCGGCGGAAGAAUAUCCUUCCGAUUUCGCCGUCGUCGUCUUCUUCGUCUCUGCAAAUUCAACGAACAUUAACUGCAUGCAUUUUAUAUUUAUAUGCACUACAUCAUUGAUUACUUCUAACUUGUUACGUGCCGUCAUAAAAGAUAAGAUAUACAAUCAGUAAUAUUGAAAGAAAAUGAGCAUGACGGCUCCGACUACCCGGACGCGUGUUGGAAAAUAUGAGAUCGGUCGGACUCUUGGAGAAGGUAGUUUUGCUAAGGUCAAGUUCGCUACCAACGUUGAAACUGGUCAUCCGGUCGCCUUAAAAAUUAUCGACCGUCAUCACGUACUCCAUCACCAAAUGGUUGAGCAGAUUAAAAGAGAAAUAUCAACGAUGAAGCUUGUCAAUCAUCCAAAUGUUCUAAAAAUUAUGGAGGUUAUGGCAAGCAAGACAAAGAUCUACAUUGUGCUUGAGUAUGUUGCUGGUGGUGAGCUUUUCGACAAAAUAGCAAAAAUGGGAAGAUUAAAAGAAGAUGAAGCUAGGAAAUACUUUCAGCAGCUGAUUAAUGCUGUUGACUACUGCCACAGUAGAGGUGUCUUCCAUAGAGAUCUAAAGCCAGAGAAUUUGCUUAUGGACUCAUUCGGUGUGCUAAAAGUUUCAGACUUUGGACUGAGUGCAUUCUCUAAGCAAGUAAGGGGAGAUGGACUACUUCACACUGCAUGUGGAACUCCAAAUUAUGUUGCUCCUGAGGUACUGACAGACAAAGGCUAUGAUGGAACUUCGGCAGAUAUUUGGUCUUGUGGAGUCAUUCUAUAUGUCCUUUUGGCUGGCUACUUGCCUUUUGAUGAACCCAACCUUAUGACUCUGUAUAAGAAGAUCCACAAGGCUGAUUUCUCAUGCCCAUCACUAUUUUCUUCUGGUGCAAAGAAUUUGAUCAAGCGCAUUCUAGAUCCAAAACCACUUACACGGAUGACAGUUCCUGAAAUCUUAUCACAUGAAUGGUUCAAAAAGAAUUACAUGCCACCAUCUUUUGAGCAGGAAGAAGGUAUCAAUGUUGACGACAUAGAUGCCGCAUUUGAUGGCAAUGAGGAGCAUCUUGUGACUGAAAGGAAGGAGAAACCUGUAUCUAUGAAUGCAUUUGAGCUCAUUUCCAGAUCUCAAAGUUUCAAUCUUGACAAUUUAUUUGAGAAACAAAUGGAUUUGAGUGGUCUUGUUAAGCGGGAAACACGGUUUGCAUCGAAAUGUCCGGCCAAUGAGAUUAUGUCUAAGAUUGAAGAGGCUGCAAAACCAUUGGGUUUCAAUGUUCACAAGAGGAACUAUAAGAUGAGGUUACAAGGUGAUAAAACUGGAAGAAAGGGCCAUCUUUCGGUGGCUACCGAGGUGUUUGAAGUGGCUCCUUCACUACACAUGGUAGAGCUUAGAAAAACUGGAGGUGACACACUUGAGUUUCACAAGUUCUACAAGAGCUUCUCUUCAGGAUUGAAAGAUGUUGUCUGGGACACCCAAUCUAAAGAUGAAGAUACAACCAGUUGAUAUUUCCUUGAGGUGGUGUGCCUCAGUUUUAAUUUUCAGGUAUAAGUACUUGUGUUUAAAGUCUUCUGGCAUUGUUUGUCUGAAAGUUGAAGAAGAAAACCUUACUUAGAUGCAGGACCCAAUGUUAAGACUUUCUUGCAAAAUCUAGUAGUUAAAGACUGUCUAAACUGUCUAUCAUCACUAAGUAUAGGCUAAACUGUCUAUCAUCACUAUGGUAUAUGAUGGCAAACUUCUUCUCAUCGGGAAGAUUUCCUUAACUGAUGAUACACACCUUCCUUAUUAGAUGAUAAACUGUGUUACUAGAUUUAUUUUUAAAGACAGUAACAACUAAUUACAUU